ACGGAAAACGCAUGGAUUAGUGUGUUUACAAUUCGCUUCAUCCUGGGCGCAACCGGCGUUAGCCUGCCUUCCAAGACAAAAGAACCAAUUUGCACUUGCAGUCUGAUGCUUAUUGGAGCACAUCGUUUCCUAUAAUAAUACCGGCCUAUUUCACUGUCUUAGUGCGGAAUUGACGGACUUGCUGUGUGUGUGAUAUCUGCUGCAGCGUCUGGCCAACCACCAUCUGUGGAAGUGGGACAAGGGAACAGAUGGCGCAUCCAACCCGGCCUGUAGGGCUGCUGACGCUGACUGUUGGGACAGGUUUGGGGAUGAGUGCCAAACAUUAACACAGGAUGUUGUCUUUCUCUAUUGUGCAGUACACUAGGCUAUAUUGUGCAGCCUUGACGAUGUCAGUGUGACUCGGACCAGGGCUUUUGACAAGAACCAUCGCAGAUUUGUCGACAUUGAUGAGCGACGAGUCGACCGCUUGCGUCAACUUAAUCCCCUUUUGACGCGUCUCUUGAUCGGUGAACAAUGGUUGACAACCGCUACGCUACAGCUCUGGUCAUCGCCUGUGUGCUGAGCAUACUGGCCACUGUGUAUCUGUCGGUGGCCGUCGGGACGCAGCACUGGUACCAGUACAGCAGCCCCACCGUCCGAGGAGAGGCCAACGUGUCUGAGCUGCGCUCCCUGUAUGAGGAGUUCAUGGAUGGGGAGUUUGAUGAGAAAACCUACAGCGACACACUGUUCCGCCUCAAUGGGACUGUGGGCCUGUGGUGGCGGUGUGUGCUCGUCCCUGCCAACGCGAACUGGUACAAAGAAACAGAUGCAAAGAUGGCGCUGGAGUGUCGAAGCUUCAGCCUAACUCAGCAGUUCACUCCCAAGUAUAAAGAACCCGGAAACCACAACAGUGGAGAGGACAUGCUGCGCACAUACUUGUGGAGGUUCCAGUUUCUGCUGCCGCUGGUGUCCCUGGGUCUGGUGGUGCUGGCGGGCCUGACUGGGUUCUGUGCCUGCCUCUGCCGAAGCCUCGCCCCCACCCUCGGCAUAGGGAUACUUCACCUGCUGGCUGGUCUCUGCACCUUAGCCACAGUGUGCUGCUACCUGGCUGGGAUGGACCUGCUCCACAGGGUGUCAAUGCUGCCUGAUAAGGUGGAUGGCUCCCUGGGCUGGUCCCUCUACUUGGCCCUCAUCUCCUCUCCGCUCCACAUGAUGGCCGCUGCACUGCUCGUGUGGGCGGCCCGCAGCCAUAGUCAGAACUACUACCGCAUGACCGCCUACAGGGUGGCAUAGACUGCGAUUCUGCAGUGAAUUCCUGCCCUGAUGAAAUAUGCCACUCAGACAACAAGAUGCUUUUUUUUUUAUAAUGGUCUCAGAGGAAUGGGAUGUGGGUUAAUCUAUGUGUUUUGCCCUCUGAUAGAUUAAAGUGCAGGCGCUCUAUGGUUAUGACCCUAUCUGCUGCAUUAAAAGAUUAAGGAAGGGUUAAGGGUUAUUGGAAUUUUUUAUCAAAAAGGUUGAGAAAGAUGUUGAGAUGAGAUUGCAGCAUAUGGUCAGAGAAACUUAACGGCAAGCUGAAAAUGAUAAGCUUAUCUGAGUUCCAUUAUCAAAAAAUUCUUCCAAGUUCUGAAUAAGGGGGGGGGGGGGGUCACAAUUGAAAAAUAUUUUUUUCAAGAAAAUAGUACCCUUUAGUUAAUCGCUAACAAUUAGAAAUGCAUUCAAUCAGAUGCCUAAAAGCUGUAAGAGGGCAAGAAACCUGAGAGGGUUGAAUGAUAUAGCAAGGUUUAACUAUUCCCAUGGAUAGCCAAACUUAUUUAAAAGAGAAUAUUAAGCUUACGAUUAACAGGUUCAGUGACCGAUUGUACCCGCAGCUGUUCACACACAGCAUUCAUGCGCCAUGUGGAGUAAUUAUAGACAGUUCACAUGCGCUCCCAUUCAAUUUUACCUUCAAACUACAGAUUUACUGAUGGGUGUGGUGACAUUUCCCCUUUGUUCGAUUAUCAAAAACACCUUGCUGUAGGAGUACGAUGUACUGGACACACCCUGAGCUUGUUUCUGUGAAACUGCAGCACUGUUAGUUCAAGUUUAUUGCAUAAGAGUGCUGUUGUGUAGUCAGUCUUUCACUUCAGCUGCUUUAAAACAAAGUCAGGGAAAGAAGGCUUUAGUAAGGAGUACAGGGAGAUUGGCAUUGAUUGUUACUAUACAUGCUGUUAUAAUUGAUCUGGUACACCCUUUUUUUAAGUGAUGUUUAUUUAUUCAUGCCAUUAUUCAGGUCAGACUUUGUUUAUAAUUUUUUUUUUCACCCAUGGUAUUGCUUUCUUUGUUAUUUUCAAGCAUAUUUGUAACAUUUUGAUUCAUUUUUUAGGCUUUUGUAGUUAAAAAAAAAAAAAACCCAAAGGUGGACAUUUUGUCAAAACUGUCGUGAACUUUCCUCGUUUUGUUGUCCUUACAUACAUUGGUUUCCUCAUCCUUUGUUAUCUCAGUUGUAUUAUUUAUUUAAUGAGUUCCUCUGUGUAUUAUUAAUUUAUGUCAUUUCCAUUCAACAGGAUCUAAGGGAAAGCGUAUUUCCCUGUAAGGCAUUAUGAAUGUAAUUCAAAGGCCAUAUGGUGAUAAACAACAGUAUUCUUUUGCACUUAAAUUAUUGUUGAACAUAUCCUGAAUAUUGCUGGAGUGAUCAGUCGUGAAUAUAUAUUUUUUAGACAAUGUAUAUGAAAUAAAAUAAAAAUACAUUUAGAAAAGAAUCGCUUUAACCCUAAAAGCCAUGCUAUAUGUCUGUAAUAUAUUAAGCACCACCUUUCACGGUUUCAAAAAACUAAAGAAUGUCUGAAAAUGAUGCACUGUGUGUGGUCUUAUGGGUAUUAUGAUGAACAAGAUGUAUUUUGCAUAUUCAGUAUUUUAAUUCAAGAAAUUGUUCUAUCCCUGAAUCCUCUAUAGUGUAAACACUAAAUGACUGUAAUUGUGUGAGUCAACAGUGAAUGUGUUGUUCAUUCUAUGGACCUGAAACCAUGACAAAUUUCCACCUAAAUAUUAUUUGUGUGACUGUACAGUAUGCGAGUGUAUUUAUGAUUAGUCCAUCAUCAGCUGUCGUUUCAAUAAACGCUUUUUGUAAAAUUGAA
Messenger RNA from Labrus mixtus (cuckoo wrasse), 3092 nucleotides. RefSeq names its product claudin domain-containing protein 1-like. Bases 514 to 1272 code for a protein of 252 amino acids. Lineage: Eukaryota; Metazoa; Chordata; Actinopteri; Labriformes; Labridae. The transcript is spliced from 4 exons. The record is from RefSeq and is a predicted model, not a curated record. Gene Ontology annotation, cellular component: membrane.